GUUCACUUGAAAAAAAUCCUGAAACUAAACAAAAUUCUUUAAUCAUGUGGCUUUAAUCUUUUGUCGGACCUAAUUUUAUAAUAAAAACCUAUCGUUCAGUUAUAUCUGCUUCAAAAAAUGCCCCAGAAUUCCACAACUGAUGAAAAUCAUCCAGUUUCCAGAUGGCGCAAUUUUCAUUUCAGUGGUAAAGUAAUAAUAUGCAGCGUUCUAUUUGGUUUAGGUCUUGUACUGAUUGGAGGGCUAGUUUUUGCCAUUGGUAUCAAUGACAAUGAAGACGAAAAACUAAAAGAAAAUACCGAUGAAAUCCCAACGAAAGCACCUUCUUCAAUAGUUGGACCUAUAAUUAUGGGCAUAGGAGGAUUCAUUGCAACGGUUGGAGUCAUAAUGUGCCUCUUCGAAACUCAAGUGUGUCGCAAACGUAAAGGGGAUGGUAGUCCACUUAUAAACGAACAAAGGAGAGAAUCACACGAAAAAAAUACAGAUCCCAAAGCAGUAGCGUCGACUUCUCGAAGUCGUGAUAAUCAUCGUCACAAGAAAUCUUCAUCUCCUCGGAGGUCUAAAGGAACCAAAAAAUCGCACUCAAAGAAAGAAAAAAACAGUGCAAAAUCUCCGUCGUUAAAAUCGCCACCCAUAAUAAUCGGAUCUUCUGGAAAUUUCUUGACUUCAAGUGAAAGUAAUUUUCGUACUCCACCAAGCUCUUUUGCAAAAGAUUCCAUAGCUUUCAAUUCAAAUUCUCACGACGCUGGAAUUCAGACUGGCACAUCAUUGAUGAAAUCCUUCACAAGUUCUGGUCCUUCUUGGAACGUAAGCACAGAGUUCCGAACUCCAGAAGCUUCUUUCAAAGAAACGUCUUCGUUAGAGACUAGUGUUCAAACCGACGAUUUGGAGACAUCGUCAUCCACUUUAGAUAAUCCUCCCGUUGACAGUUUUCUAAAGAUCAACAAUGGGUUUCUAACACCCGUUUUUCCACCAGAAAACACAGCAGCAGUUAUCAAAAAAGAAAUCGUAGAACAAAAUCUGGAAAACAGUCCCUUAGUUCAGAGCAGUUUUGAUCAAAAUAUUUCUAUUUUUAUUCAGAAAAAACAAGAAAAUAAAUCUGACAUUGUUUCUGAUGUGGAUGGUGUUGCAGCCGCGAGUUUUAUGCAUGACAGUACAAAAGGUGAGACAAACACAGUAGAUGCUUCUAUUGAACACUCCCAAAUCGAAUUGCUAAAAGAAGAACUAACUGAUUCAAGUGCGCAUGUUGUUCUUCAAAAUAAUGAAAUAGAUGAUAAAAUAGGUGUAGAAAAAGACAACGUAGGCAUUUUACUUAAUCCAAAAACUAAUGAAAGUGAAGAUUUAAGCUCAAUUCCAGUCGCUUCAAUUUGUAAAAAAUAUGAGUGUCAUGAAAACGAAGAGAAUAGAAAUAAAAAUAAAUCUGAACCUUCAGAGCAAUCCAACAUUUCUCAUACGGAUAAUCUUGCGAAAACUACUGAAAAAAUUCAGCAUGAAAAUGAGUUAGGAGUUACUAGAAAUGAAGAACACAUUGAUAAAUUGACCUCUUGUGAAAACGUCAUUGAAUCAGCUGAUACUAUGGAAAGAAAUAUUAAUGAUCUCGAUAUAAAUGACACGAGUAGGCCAGAAACAAUCUGCAAUUUUCUGCAUGAUACGGAAUUAAAAACAACCCGAUCUCUAAAUUCAGAGCAAGCAGAAUUAGUUGCUGCUUCUCCUUCUAAUGGGUCACCAAAAAGUAACGAACUAAACGAAGACGUUGGGUAUCCAACAGAGAAAAAGAUAGAUCCUAAUAAAGUCACAGAUAACUCGCACCUCAAUUUCAGUUAACAGCUGAUUACAUUUAAUAUGGCAUUAAUAUUUAUUUUUCAAAAACGGAACAAUUUUAACUCUACAUUACUAGAUAGCUUUAGUAUCGGGCUUUUACAUCCUUUAGUUAGAUUUCAACGAUGUUUAAAUUUUUAUUAGCCCUUUAAAGUUUUAACUUUACAAAAAAGGCUUUUUUCGUGUUCAAUUAAUUAUUUCUCAAAGCAGGUGCUAAUUUUUAAAAUAAAAAAAUGAGGAAGAAAAACAUUUUUUAGCAAGCAUCAGUUUUUGAUUCCUGCUUGUCAUUUAAAUACAUGUCACGUACAUGUUCUUCGCAAACUACUGCCUAUUCGGAUGCUAAUUAUUUGAUUCUUCUAAAUCGAAGUAAGCAAACAAAAUGACACAGACAUGUUUAAAAUUAUUUUCAGUUUCAAAUAUUUUGUUCAAUUCAAACAAAACUUGUUUAAGCAUAUACCUGAGAUAAAACAGACGGGGCUAAGACUGAACUAUAAGCAUAUUUUUGUAGUUCUGCCUUAGCCCCAGCUUGACGUGGUAAUUUACAGAUUAUCACAAGUUGCAUACUUUAACUCUUUGUUAAAUGAUUGUUACUAGUUUAUUUAAAGACGAAUAAUUUUAACUUCAAUUUAUAGUAUUUAUUAUGACAUCAUAUGUUCAAUUAUAUAUUGUGCUUGUUAUUUCCCAGAUUGCAGCUGAUUUAGGCAGCAAAAUUGAACCUGUACGGGUUUUUUGGAACAUUUUGUCAUUUGUAGAAGUCUUAAUAAAACCAUUGCACCCACU
This is a messenger RNA of Uloborus diversus, 2595 nucleotides long. RefSeq lists its product as uncharacterized. The transcript is spliced from 2 exons. Bases 118 to 1821 code for a protein of 567 amino acids. The record is from RefSeq and is a predicted model, not a curated record. NCBI's taxonomy places the organism in Eukaryota, Metazoa, Arthropoda, Arachnida, Araneae, Uloboridae.